Molecule: messenger RNA, 1638 nt
Organism: Hevea brasiliensis (rubber tree)
Lineage: Eukaryota; Viridiplantae; Streptophyta; Magnoliopsida; Malpighiales; Euphorbiaceae
Product: thaumatin-like protein 1
Exons: 3
Coding region: 448-1398 (316 amino acids)
Biological process (GO): defense response
Cellular component (GO): extracellular region
Source: RefSeq, a predicted model, not a curated record
ACCUCUCUAGCCGCUGGUUGAGAUUCUUCAUCACUCACUCUCUCAAGUCUUACACUCUCCUUUAAUUCCAUCCACUCCCUCUUUCACCAAAAAAAUAAGGUAGAUUGGUAGAUACAGAGAGAGCGAGAGAGAGAGGAGUGCAAUCUUGUGAAAUUUUUUCGCCAGUUUAUGGCUUUGGGUGGUAAUUCUUUUGAGCAGAUUUCUCAUUCCUCUUCUUUUCCUGCCAUCUUUCAUAGCAAAAAACCCAGUCUUAGUUACUGUUCUUCUUCUUAUUCUCCUUUCUAUUUCUUUCAUAACCCUUGCUUUAAUUACCAAUCAUCAUCAUCAUCAACAAAAAUGUCUCACCAUUAAUUAAUUACCAUCUAUACACACCCAUCAUCAUUCUUAUUCUUGCGCUAACCCAAAAAAGAAAUAGAUUUCUUAAACUUCUUGAACAAUAACAAGAACAUGGCUUCAUUAUUCUCCUGUAUUUCUUGUUCUUACACUGUAUUCCUCAGCCUGAUUAUUCUCUUCAUUUUCGAAGGUGCUUCAGGUGCUGUAUUCACACUUGUUAACAAAUGCGAUUACAGUGUAUGGCCUGGAAUUCUUGGAAGCCCUAAACUAGACACUACAGGUUUUGAGCUCCCCAAGGGCAGCUCUCGCUCUUUUCAGGCCCCGACAGGUUGGUCCGGUCGUUUCUGGGGACGAACUGGCUGCAAUUUUGAUGCUUCGGGCCACGGCUCCUGCGCUACUGCCGACUGCGGCUCUUCCCAAAUCGAAUGCAACGGCAACAGUGCUACUCCGCCUGCCACCUUAGCUGAAUUCACCCUCGGCACCGGCACACAAGAUUUCUACGACGUCAGCCUCGUCGACGGCUAUAAUUUGCCAAUGGUAGUUGAGGUGAAUGGCGGCUCAGGUGCUUGUGCGACGACGGGUUGCGUGACGGACCUUAACAGGAAGUGUCCGAAUGAACUGAAAGUUGAGGGCGGCGCAGCAUGCCGGAGCGCUUGUGAUGCGUUUGGGAACCCAGAGUACUGUUGCAGUGGCGCGUAUAAUACACCUUCAACUUGUAAACCUUCGACGUACUCAGAAAUGUUCAAGAACGCGUGUCCGAAAUCAUACAGCUACGCUUUUGAUGAUGCUUCCAGUACUUUCACGUGUACUGGUGCUGAUUACACGGUCACAUUUUGCCCUCACUUGCCCAGUCUGAAAUCUGCAAGAGAUCCGUCUCCAAUGGCAACAGGGACAGAAGGAGGAGGGUCGAUGGCGUCAGGGGCAAUACAGGAGGCAGAAUUAGCAAGUUCAUGGCUGGCAAGUUUGGCAACAGGAGAUUCAACAAGAAGCUACCCUCUUUCACUUGUGCAAUUGGCACUUGUUUUGGUCACAUCUUUCAUUCUUUGCUACAACAUUCAAUUGUAGCUAGUCUCUCUCAUUAUCAUAGAUGUCCCUACUUCUUCACUUUUUCGACUGGCAAUCAAAACUUUGUGAGAAAAAAAGGAAGGAGGAGAAAGAGAGAAAGGAAUCAAUAACUUGCAUAUAGGGGACCAAUCAAUCCUAAUUUCUAAGCAAACCCACUUCCAAAAUGAUGCAUAUUUAAUGUUCUACACAUGAUAUUAAUUAGUUUAGAAAUAGAAUUAAUGUAUUUCUCUUUUCUGUCAA